Molecule: messenger RNA, 563 nt
Organism: Carassius carassius (crucian carp)
Lineage: Eukaryota; Metazoa; Chordata; Actinopteri; Cypriniformes; Cyprinidae
Gene: nedd8l
Product: NEDD8 ubiquitin like modifier, like
Exons: 4
Coding region: 56-298 (80 amino acids)
Biological process (GO): modification-dependent protein catabolic process; regulation of proteolysis; protein neddylation
Cellular component (GO): cytoplasm; nucleus
Molecular function (GO): ubiquitin protein ligase binding; protein tag activity
Source: RefSeq, a predicted model, not a curated record
AAAUAAAUAUUAUCUAUUUUAUUGAAUCUAUAUGAACUAAAAUACAGCAAUCAAUAUGUUGAUUAAAGUUAAGACACUCACAGGCAAAGAAAUAGAAAUUGACAUCGAGCCUACAGACAAGGUGGAGAGAAUCAAAGAGAGGGUGGAAGAAAAGGAGGGGAUCCCACCACAACAGCAAAGACUCAUUUACAGCGGAAAACAAAUGAAUGAUGAGAAGACUGCUGCUGACUACAAGAUCCAGGGAGGAUCUGUUCUGCAUUUAGUUCUGGCUCUCAGAGGAGGCCAAAGCCUGCACUAGCCCUGCAGUCACCCAGUGUCUUUCCUCUAAUCUGUUAAGAUUGUAAAUAGAAGAAAUCUGUGUUAUCAUGCACAUCAAAACAAACAGCAGGAUUCAGGCUCUGGUGUUUACAGCUAAAAGUGGACAUUUUGGGUUUUCAUAAAUCACAUCAUGUUAGAGUGAUCACAGUGAACAUAUGCAUCCUGCACACUGUUUACAACCUAAAUUUUAGAUCAUAUUAAAGUUUGUUUCUGCCCCUUUCAUUCUGCAGUAUAUGACGGUACAA